Messenger RNA from Fukomys damarensis (Damara mole-rat), 2145 nucleotides. RefSeq names its product kelch like family member 26 (gene Klhl26). Lineage: Eukaryota; Metazoa; Chordata; Mammalia; Rodentia; Bathyergidae. Gene Ontology annotation, molecular function: protein binding. The record is from RefSeq and is a predicted model, not a curated record. The transcript has 4 exons. The coding region runs from base 187 to 1494 and encodes 435 amino acids.
UCUCUUGUGCAGCCACUGCACCUUCACGGGCCGCCAGCUACUGUGGGCGGGGCUGCAGGGACACCAGUGCCAUGGCUGUCAGCCCGAGCUCACCCCGGAGCUUCCAGGUCCCGCAGAGUGCUCCAGAGUCCUGCUGCCCCCGUGCCGUCCUUGCCUCCCAUCUCUGAUUGCAGCUCUGGCCUCUCCAUGGCUGAUGAGUAUGGGGCCCUGAAGCGCACCUUCUCAGCGCCCGGCCACAGCACCAGCCUUCUACAGGGCCUGGCCUCCCUCCGCGCACAGGGCCAGCUGCUAGACAUCGUGCUCACCGUCAACAGAGAGGUCUUCCACGCACACAAGGUGGUCCUAGCUGCCUGUAGCGACUACUUCCGGGCCAUGUUCACGGGCGGCAUGCGUGAGGCGAGUCAGGACGUGAUCGAGCUGAAGGGGGUGUCGGCCCGUGGCCUGCGGCACAUCAUCGACUUCGCCUACAGUGCCGAGGUCACUCUGGACCUGGACUGCGUGCAGGACGUGCUGGGCGCGGCUGUGUUCCUGCAGAUGCUGCCCGUGGUGGAGCUGUGUGAGGAGUUCCUCAAGGCCGCCAUGAGCGUGGAGACCUGCCUCAACAUUGGCCAGAUGGCCACCGCCUUUGGCCUGGCCUCGCUGCGCGAGUCGGUGGACGCCUUCACCUGCCGCCACUUCCUGCAGAUUGCGGAGGAGGACGACUUCCUGUGCCUGCCGCUUGAGCGCCUGGUCUUCUUCCUGCAGAGCAACCGGCUGCAGAGCUGCGCAGAGAUCGACCUGUUCCGCGCGGCCGUGCGCUGGCUGCAGCACGACCCUGCUCGGCGGCCGCGUGCCAGCCACGUGCUGUGCCACAUCCGCUUUCCGCUCAUGCGGUCCUCAGAGCUGGUGGACAGCGUGCAGACACUGGACAUCAUGGUGGAGGACGUGCUGUGCCGCCAGUACCUGCUGGAGGCCUUCAACUACCAGGGCUACGCCUGCUCGCUGAAGCGCCGCACCUGGGGCCAUGCCGGGGCCUCCUCGGGGGGCCGCCUCUACAUCUCGGGGGGCUACGGCAUCUCGGUGGAGGACAAGAAGGCUCUGCAUUGCUACGACCCUGGGGCCGACCAGUGGGAGUUCAAGGCCCCCAUGAGCGAGCCCCGCGUGCUGCACGCCAUGGUGGGCGCCGGCGGCCGCAUCUACGCACUGGGUGGCCGCAUGGACCACGUGGACCGCUGCUUCGACGUGCUGGCUGUGGAGUACUACGUGCCUGAGACUGACCAGUGGACCAGUGUGACGCCCAUGCGGGCCGGCCAGUCGGAGGCCGGCUGUUGCCUGCUGGAGCGGAAGAUCUAUAUGGUCGGUGGCUACAACUGGCGCCUCAACAACGUCACAGGCAUCGUGCAGGUGUACAACACCGAGACGGACGAGUGGGAGCGGGACCUGUACUUCCCCGAGUCCUUCGCGGGGAUCGCCUGCGCCCCCGUCCUGCUGCCCCGGGCUGGCACCAGGAGGUAGCGACGGGUGCUGAGCCUGGGCUCUCCCUGCGCUGGUCGCUGCAGUCCAGGUGCCCCUCCUGCAGCUGCAGCCCCUCGCCCCUCCUGACCUCUUGUCUGGGUCCCUGUGCUCUGACAGCGCUCUCCCCACCACACGUUGCUCGUGGCCCACUUAGGGCUGGGGAGGAGCGGGCACGGCUGCCUCUGGCCCUCACUGCCUUCCUGACCCUCCUGCCCCGCACACCGCUCCGAGGGCCUAUGGCCAUGCCCAGGGUAAAGGGGCCGGGCCAAGGGUUGAGGCGUCAAGCCCUCCGGCCGCCCCAACCCUGCCCACGGCAGGUUGCCCUGCUGGGCCACCCGAGGAGUGCAGGCGGCCGGGUCACUGCCUCCAAGGCUCUGCGGCUUCUCUGGCCACAUUUGUUUUGAUCUCAAAACCUCUCCUUUCUGUUUCGUUUUACUUUCUGUUUUUUUAAGGAGGCAGCACUGCUGUCUUCUAAAUGAGAUUUGUACUCUGGGGGCAGCUUAAAGUGUCUCUCUCGCUGCUAACAGACGAUGGAUGUUGUGUUUGCGCGACCCGCUCACCGUGUAAAGGAUUAACCUCGUACCUCCGCCAAUGUCAUCCCUUAAUGUCUCCUUUUAUUUAAUAAAAAUGUUAUGGUGGAAAGACGGAGCA